CUCGUCGUCGCUCAAUUCGCAGUGCUCGCGGAUAUACCCUUCAGCCCCGCCAUACCUCUCCCGGAUCAUCGCCAGCGUUGCCAUCAUAUUCUCAGCCCUGCAUCCCGUUAGUCUCCACCUCUUGAGUAUGGAAGUGAACUUACCUCGCACUGAGCAUAUUCAACGCGCCGGUCCUAUCAGAAGGUAUUGUGUGCGACGCCAUGAGGCCGGCGACGACCUCUUCUCUCCAAUGAGCCAGCCCGACUUCCGUCAAGGAGUACUCACGCGCAACGGUCUCGUCGUCCACACCGCAGAGGGAGAGAAUCAACGCGCAGAGGACACCAGUCCUGUCUUUCCCAGCUGUGCAGUGGAGGAGCAGCGGCGACGUCGGCCACUGUGCGAUGUGGCGUAGAAUUUGCGUGUAUGACUGCGGGGCAUUUUUGAGAAUAUCCUCAUAUGCCGCCGUGAACCCCUAGACGAACUUAGCUAUUUCCCUAUCCCUCCGAGCAAUGCUUCUUCAAGCUGCCUGCACUAUUCACUGGAGAAAGCUUACCUCGGGGCUACCGCUCUGGUAAUUCUUGAACCGCACCAUGAGGUUCUGCGGGCUGUAAUCAACAUCCGUAAAUACCGGCGCAAACACCCUCUUACUGCCCUCAAACUCUACUACACCACCCCUACCAGCUGCCUCAGCCUUCUCAAUUUCAGGAUUCGACCGUAAGUCAUAGACAUGGGUGAUUCCCAGCGACUUAAUCGUUGUCCAUCCAUCCUCGUCGAUCUUGCUGCUGGGAGCACCAGCGCGAUAAAUUACCCCGCGACGGAUGGAGUUCUUGGAGCCAGGUACGGGAUACCCGCCCAGAUCGCGCAGAUUAGGCAGACCUUCUACCUGGAUGAAGGGAGGUGAUGGCAAGGCCGCACUGCUGGAGGUGGAGGUAGACAUUUUGGAAUGUUGAGUUCUGAGAAAUGUAAAUUUACUGCUGUUCCUCUGAUGGGUCUGGACGUAGAUAGACCGACUAUCACAGCCGAGGUUCAUUAAUCGUAGCUUGGUAGACCGCAUUGCUCUUUCAAAUCCUUGGCAAUUAUACCGAUCUGCCUAGCUUUUGGGACCCUGAGACUACCAUAACGACAGUGCAGCUUGCAAAGUCUAUCUUGCAUCUUAGACAUCAUGGAUUGGUACCUGAAUGGAGAGGGGAAAUCGAAAGAUAUGAGAUAGGUCACGUGAUCAUAUGAGCUCAAAGCUCGAGUCUUGCCACCCUCAAUAUCAACUUAACAUGAUGACUGGGGGAGUACUAUCAUUCAUCCUCUCACAUCGAAAAAUGAGGCACAAUGCCUAACGAAAGCUACCCCCCUUCCAGAGAAGCACCUCCCCCCGCGCCGUCCCAAAACCAGACAUCCGAUGCCGACCCUCAUACCACCACCACCGCCGCCGACCCCUCCUCGCCUCCCGACGAAAAGAGACAACGCAUCCGCGUAAAGAACCGCAGGAAAAUGUACCUCGACACUCACCCCUCGUACUUCGACUCCCCCGACCUCGAAAUAGUCGACCCCCUCCUCUACGACCGCUGCGUGCGGCGCUUCCAGACCAACGCCGAGCGCGAGGCCGACGGGCGGGCGAAGGGGUACUCAGGGGUGCUGGAGGCGGAUCUGUAUCGUUCUGAAGCCAAGCUCGCUGCGCUCUCCGGACGCGGGAUGGGCGAUGAUGGCGCGGAGAGGCGGCAGGAGGAUCUAGCGUAUGUUCCUGGACCUGAUGGGCAGGUGUUGCCGGAGGAUGAGGAUGAGGUGCCGAAGACGAAGGAGGAGGGGAUGGAGAGGUGGAGGGAGGCUAUGACGUUACGGUUUUUGAAGGGGGGGGAUGAGGAGUUCGAUUAUGGGGAGGUGGAUGGGAGGGAGGAGUGGGAUGUUAUUGAGCGGGAGGACGCGGAGGAGCAUUGGUUUGAGGAGGAGGAGCCGGGGUGGGCGGAGGGAAGUCCGGAGGAUAGCGAGAAGAGGGGGGAGACUGGAAUACAGGAUUUCUAA
This is a messenger RNA of Pseudogymnoascus verrucosus, 1992 nucleotides long. RefSeq lists its product as uncharacterized. The transcript is spliced from 2 exons. Bases 1303 to 1992 code for a protein of 229 amino acids. The record is from RefSeq and is a predicted model, not a curated record. NCBI's taxonomy places the organism in Eukaryota, Fungi, Ascomycota, Leotiomycetes, Thelebolales, Thelebolaceae.